UUCCUCUGGGACUGGUGGUCUUCUAGCAUAAGCCCCCUGACUCCAAGGGUGCAUAAAAAGGCCCGAGCGGAAUGGGGUUGGCAGACACUGACACUUCACGCAGCUGCAGCCUCUCCGACAUGACGUCUAACUGCUCCCCAGCCUCCAUCAAGAGCUGCCCCCAGUCACCCUCUGUCUGCUCCAGCAGCACGAGCUGCCGGCUGGAGCUGUGCCUGGGUUACGUCUGCCAGCCCGGGAUGUGCGUGCCCUCUGUCUGUGCGCCCACCCCCUACCGGCCAGCCACGUGCCUCUCAAAGGCACUAGCCAGCUCCUGCCAGCCCGGCAGCUGCCACCCGACCAGCAGAAGCUCCGGCUCCACGGGUUCCUACAGCCGAUACUUUGAGGGUUCCUUCGAUGGCGAUGAGAAGGAGACCAUGCAGUUCCUGAACAACCACCUGGCCAGCUACCUGGAGAGGGUGCGCCAGCUGGAACGAGACAACGCACAGCUGGACCGCAUUUGAGAUGCCUCCCGGUCUCGAGCGCCUGCCUUGGGUCCUGACUAGCAGUCUUAUUUCAAGACCAUCGAGGAGCUCCAGCGGAAGGUUCUGUACACCGAGGCAGAGAAUGCCAGGAUGAUCGUGCACGUCGACAAUGCCAGGGUGGCUGCCGAUGUCUUCAGGACCAAGUACGAGAUGGGGCUGGCCAUGUGGCAGCUGGUGGAGACCGACACCAGUAGCCUGUGCAGGGUGCUGGAUGAGCUGACCCUGUGCAAGGCCGACCUGGAGAUGCAGGUGGAGUCCCUGAAGGAGGAGCUGAUGUGUCUCAAGAAGAACCACGAGGAGGAAGUCGAUGCCCUCCGAUGCCAGCUUGGGGACCGCCUUAACGUUGACGUGGACGCCGCAACCCCCGUGGACCUGAACAGGGUUCUGGAAGAGAUGUGGUGUCAGUACGGGGCCCUGGUGGAGACUAAUCACAGGGACAUGGAGGAAUGGUUCACCAGGCAGAUGGAAGCACUUAACCAGCAGGUAGCCACAAGCUCUGAGCAGCUUCAGAGCUACCAGUCAGACAUCAAUGAUCUGAGACGAACGGUCAACACGCUGGAGAUCGAGCUGCAGGCCCGACACAGCCUGAGAGACUCUCUGGAAUCUACCCUGGCAGAGACGGAGGCCCGCUACAGCUCCCAGCGGGCCCAGAUGCAAUGCCUGAUCACCAACUUGGAGGUCCAGCUGGCCGACAUCCACUGUGACCUGGAGCGGCAGAGCCAGGAGUACCGGGUGCUGCUGGAUGUCCAGGCCUGGCUGGAGUUUGAGAUCAACACGUACCGGGGGCUGCUGGAGAACGAGGACUGCAAGUACCUGGGGUGUGAGAGGUUUGGAGGAGGUUAUAGGAAGCAACUGGAUCUACCCAUAAGGUACAGCCCUGUCAUGAUUAAUAAGGGAUUAGGAAGCUGGGAUGAUCCAAAGACGUCAGGCAGGUCUUCAUGCUGCCAUCCCACACCUGGCCCAUUGGGACCAUUCUGCUCCAUUCCAAGUUGGCAGACUCCUUCUAAGUGCUCAGCGUGUGCCAGCGUGUGCCAGGGGAUACUGAGACGGAUGAUGACAAAGCAUCUGUUCUCAAGCCUUUUCCAUCUCCAGGGAGACAGACAUGCCACUGGAGAUCAUACUGGGGAAGGGUGGAUGUUUGGGGCACUUGGAAGGAUUAUGUAGCUUCAUGUGUUGAGCUGUGGUGGAAAGGAGGACAGGAAAGAUCAGCUGGGCCCCAUUCAACGGUGAACCACAAAGGCCAUGCUGGGGAGGGAGGGCUUUAUUUUAUAGGCAGUUGGGAGGCCUUAACUUUUUUUUGAGGAGGAAAUGAUAGAAUUGCUUAACUGCCUAGCUCCUCGCUAGAUGGUAAACAACUGGAACUCAGAGAAAAAAUAUUUUUAUCCCCUCCAUCUGGUGCAUAGUAGAUGCUCAGUAAACGUUUCUUGACCAAGUCAAUGAGAGCUCAAAGCUGCUCUUCAGGAAGAUGGCACAGAUGGCAACAGGAAGGGCUGAGUAGAGAGAGGGAGGAAGGGCUGGGCACAGGAGCCAUCCAGGAGGCCUUGGAUGUGGUCUAGGUAAUAAACAAUGGGGAGGGUCUGAAUGUGGGCAGUGGAGGCAUCCGCCCCCAGCCGUGGUACAGGCAGAAUUGGCAGGGCUUGGUGGCUGCCUGGAUGCAGGAUACCUCUGGGCCUUGGGUACCUGAUGGGCUGAUGAUUGUAGGUAGACAUUCAGCCUUGCUUCUCUGCCAUUUAGAAUCUUGCCCUCCAGGGCAAGGGUUGCAAAGUCAAAUAUUUUUCAAGAACUAGGCCAUGAACAUACGUGAGUGACAUGGGUGUUACUGUGGGACAGUGGAUAACCAGGGAGCUAUGGCUUGUCCAAUGAAGGUGGUGCUGCCUCCUCAGGGCCAUUUCUACCACAUAUGAUGAAGAUUCAGUACUGCUGGAUCUUCUCAUUAUUCAAGGGAAGCUGGGAAGCUGCAUUUCUUUUAAAUGUUUAGGUUCUUUUAAAACAAA
This is a messenger RNA of Aethalodelphis obliquidens (Pacific white-sided dolphin), 2515 nucleotides long. RefSeq names its product keratin, type I cuticular Ha2-like. Gene Ontology annotation, cellular component: cytoskeleton. Gene Ontology annotation, biological process: intermediate filament organization; epithelial cell differentiation. Gene Ontology annotation, molecular function: structural molecule activity. The record is from RefSeq and is a predicted model, not a curated record. NCBI's taxonomy places the organism in Eukaryota, Metazoa, Chordata, Mammalia, Artiodactyla, Delphinidae.